Messenger RNA from Nicotiana tabacum (common tobacco), 456 nucleotides. Lineage: Eukaryota; Viridiplantae; Streptophyta; Magnoliopsida; Solanales; Solanaceae. The record is from RefSeq and is a predicted model, not a curated record.
AUGUUAUUCGCUGAUGACAUAGUCCUGAUUGAUGAGACGCAUGACGGAGUUAAUGCUAGGUUGGAAGUCUGGAGACAGACGCUGGAGUCUAAGGGUAUUAAGUUGAGUAGGCCAAAAACUGAUUACUUGGAGUGCAAGUUCAGUGAUGGGAUGUAUGAAGAAGGAGUAAAAGUGAAGAUUUGUACUCAAGUCGUCCCCAAAAGAGAUAGUUUCAAGUAUUUUAGGUCUAUUAUGCAAGGCAAAGGAGAGAUUGACGAGGAUGCUACCCAUCAUAUUGGAGCAGUGUGGAUGAGAUGGAGGCUCGCCUCAGGGUUUUUAUAUGAUAAAAGUGUCCCAGCCGGACUUGGCAAGUUUUACAUAGUGGUGGUUGGACCGGCUACGUUGUAUGGGGGUGAGUGCUGGCCCAUCAAGAAGUCCCAUGUCCAGAAGCUGAAAGAAGGACAGGAUCAGAAAUAA